This is a messenger RNA of Diceros bicornis minor, 3170 nucleotides long. It is a transcript of the gene ZNF467, whose product is annotated as zinc finger protein 467. The transcript is spliced from 5 exons. NCBI's taxonomy places the organism in Eukaryota, Metazoa, Chordata, Mammalia, Perissodactyla, Rhinocerotidae. Gene Ontology annotation, molecular function: DNA-binding transcription factor activity; RNA polymerase II cis-regulatory region sequence-specific DNA binding. Bases 1012 to 2778 code for a protein of 588 amino acids. Gene Ontology annotation, biological process: regulation of transcription by RNA polymerase II. The record is from RefSeq and is a predicted model, not a curated record.
CCCAAUUUCUAUGCCGAAGGGCGCGUUAUUGGCGGUCUCAGCCCCGUCUCCUGCCGCCUCUCCCCACGGCCCCAAGGGAGCUGGCUCCCGCGGCGGGUCUCAGAUCGGGUGGAUCUAGGUGGGAUCGGGGUGAAGAGCGGGGGCCGGGCGGGAGUUUCCCAGAACUACCCCACAGACCGACAGUCGGGAGACUCGAGCCCACGGCGGGAGCGCGGCGCAGACACACGCCCGGCGGGCACUAGCGAUUCACAGACAGGAGCGCAGACUCUCCUCCCCUCCCCCGAACACACCCCCUCCUCUUCCCCCAACUCCUCACCGCACGCCCCCCGCGCCCCCGCCCCGCGCUCCACCUUUCCCCUGGCUCCUCCCUUGACGCCCGCGAGCACCCUCCCUCGCAGCCCGAGUGCCCUUCCUCCCUGCCUCCUCUCCCUCCUCCACCCCUUCCCCCACACUCCUCCCUUCCCUGCCCCCUCUUCCCUUCCCCCGUUCCUUAGCUCCCACUUUCCAUCACCUACUCCGGCCGACGUCCCUGCAGACCUUCACCUGCCCGCCUAACCCCGCUGUGCGCCUCCCGCGACCCAACUCCAGGUCACCCUUGCCCCCUACCUCCCCCACCGGGUGCCCCACUGCUCCCCUCCCGCUUCCUCGCUCCCCUCCCCCUCGAGGGCGCCGCUUCCCCGCUCCCGCUCCCUCCGCGUCUUUUCCUCUCCCCUCCCCGCGAAGUUUCGGGGCUGUCAGUCUGUCAGUCUUUCGGGCGGUCCGCACCCGAGGCGGUCCGCGCCUGCAGGCAGCGGGCGCCAUCGCUAGCGAAGCCGGCCGGGCAGGAGGCCGGGGCGCCGGGGUCCCGGCAGCAGCGGGGAGACCCGGCCGGCAGCCCGCCAGGUCCGGGCGGUGGAGGCGCCCAGCGGCAGGCGGCUCCGCCCGCUUCCCCUUGCACACCGACACUCUGUCACUGCCCGCUCCGCGCAGGGUCUGUGGCCCUGUCCCCAGGAGGAGGUCCCCUGGGUUGCCAUGAGAGAGACUUUCGAAGCCCUCAGCUCCCUGGGAUUCUCUGUGGGACAGUUGAAGAUGGCCCCCCAAAGUGAGCCUGGGGAAGGGUCCCAUAAUGCCCAGGAGCAGAUGUCCCCUCCCAGGGAAGAGAGAGCCCUGGGCACGUGCAAGGGGCACGAGGCCCCCAGAGUGGAGGAAGGCGCCCACACUGAACAGGCUGAGGCUGCCUGCAGAGGAGGCCAGGCGCGCACACCACAGAAGUCUGAGCCCAUGGGCUCCUGCCCAGGGGAGGAGUGGAUGAUUCGGAAGGUGAAGGUGGAGGAGGAGGAUCAGGAGGCAGAAGAGGAGGUCGAAUGGCCCCAGCAUCUGUCAUUACUCCCCGGCCCUUUUCCCACGCCUGACCUGGGGCCUCUCGCCGCCGCAUAUAAGCUGGAGCCGGGCGCCCCAGCGUCAUUGGGUGGGCUCGCCCUGGCGGGGUGGGCCCCGGCCUCGGAGAAGCCCUAUGGCUGCGGGGAGUGCGAGCGGCGGUUCCGGGACCAGCUGACCUUGCGGCUGCACCAGAGGCUGCACCGCGGCGAGGGCCCCUGCGCCUGCCCGGACUGCGGCCGCAGCUUCACGCAGCGCGCGCACAUGCUGAUGCACCAGCGCAGCCACCGCGGCGAGCGGCCCUUCCCGUGCUCCGAGUGCGACAAGCGCUUCAGCAAGAAGGCCCACCUGACCCGCCACCUGCGCACGCACACCGGCGAGAGGCCCUACCCGUGCACAGAGUGCGGCAAGCGCUUCAGCCAGAAGAUACACCUGGGCUCGCACCAGAAGACGCACACGGGCGAGCGACCCUUCCCCUGCACUGAGUGCGAGAAGCGCUUUCGCAAAAAGACGCACCUGAUCCGUCACCAGCGCAUCCACACGGGCGAGAGGCCCUAUCAGUGCGCGCAGUGCGCACGCAGCUUCACGCACAAGCAGCACUUGGUGCGGCACCAAAGGGUGCACGAGGCGGCCGGCGGCACGCCGCCCUCUCCCGGCGCGCCCGCCUCGCCGGGUUCCCCUGCCCCGUCUCCCACCCCCUCCUCUCCCGGGCCUAAGCCUUUCGCCUGCUCCGACUGCGGCCUGAGCUUCGGCUGGAAGAAGAACCUCGCCACGCACCAGCGUCUGCAUCGCAGCGAGGGGCGCCCCUUCGGUUGCGAUGAGUGCGCACUGGGCGCCACCGUAGACCCCGCCGCUGCCGAGCCCUUGGCCUGCGUGCCCCGAAGCACACCGGCACCCCAGGGCGCUCCCGCAAGCGAGCGGUCCUUCUUCUGCCCGGACUGCGGGCGCGGCUUCGCCCACGGGCAGCACCUGGCGCGGCACCGGCGGGUGCACACCGGCGAACGACCCUUCGCCUGUGCGCAGUGUGGCCGCCGCUUCGGCUCGCGGCCCAAUCUAGUUGCCCACGCCAGGGCCCACAGCGGCGCCAGGCCUUUCGCCUGUGCGCAGUGCGGCCGCCGGUUCAGCCGCAAGUCGCACCUGGGCCGCCACCAGGCGGUGCACACGGGCAGUCGGCCCCACGCUUGCGCCGUCUGUGCCCGCAGCUUCAGCUCCAAAACCAACCUGGUCCGCCACCAGGCCAUCCACACGGGCUCCCGUCCCUUUCCCUGUCCGCAGUGUGGCAAGAGCUUCAGCCGCAAGACUCAUCUGCUGCGGCACCAGCGCAUCCAUGGCGAGGCCGCCCACCCCGCCUCCGAUGCUGACCUCGCGGCCCCCGCCUGGCCCACUCCCCCCGAGGUGGGGGCGCCCCCGCUCUUCUUCUGAGCCUCGUUCUCAUCAGGACCCUUCCUUGGCCCACUGGUUCGAGAGACCCAUGCCCGAGAUCUGGGCGGUAGAGGACGGUGGCCUGGACUGCUCCCGGAAGGCCUAGGCCCCUGCCGGCCAUUUUCCUUACCUCUCAAUCUUGGGGAGAAGUCCGGAAAGGAUAACGAGCUAAGGAGCUUUGACAUUCUAUGACAGAGACAAGGCUAAGAGUGAACCCUUGCUGGGAACAGUUCAGGCCUGAGUCCUUGGAAGACUCCCACCCAGAGACCCCUUAAGAAAGCAGACAUUUCCCGGACGGCCCCUGGCCAAGGACUGACUGAGUCAGGAACUUCUACAGGGGGAGGGAAAGAAUGCUUAUCUGUGUACUUAAGUAUCAUUAAAAUUACAGUCUG